Messenger RNA from Neurospora crassa OR74A, 2380 nucleotides. RefSeq names its product ADP,ATP carrier protein. Gene Ontology annotation, biological process: transmembrane transport. The record is from RefSeq and is a predicted model, not a curated record. NCBI's taxonomy places the organism in Eukaryota, Fungi, Ascomycota, Sordariomycetes, Sordariales, Sordariaceae. The transcript has 4 exons. The coding region runs from base 702 to 1718 and encodes 338 amino acids.
GAACAGUCCAAAAAGCUCCGCAUCUCUCACUGCCCUGGGCCCUGGAACCCGACCGGUUUUGUUCCUGUUAACAACUUCCCGACUCUCCUUUAAAUACUCUUUCCCUUCCGAGCCUCCCUUCCUUUUUGCCCGUGUCCAAUCUUCUUCUUGUGUCACGAGCUUGGGUAGGUUGUGCCUCUUACCGUAUGUACCUUUUUGCGUUACGUGUAACGAACAACUUAAUGCGCAUCUGUUUAUUCUUUUACGCACACUGUCUACUAGCCUUCCCGCCGACAUAAGAUAAUCAAUUCCCGGUGCGACGGGAACCCCUAGAUUCGCUUUACCGAGAAACACGCUCAACCCCCAGUCCAUAUCCAACAAAAGCCGACAAAACUUCCGUCCUGCGAUAUUUCACUCUCCCAUUACGACGAGAACCAAUUUCUCACCAAGGCGAUUCACCUUUCUGUCAACGGUACAGGAAUUACUUACUUUUGCAACGAGAUACCCUUAAGCCGACGGGAGCUGCAUGCACCUUUAGCUAUAUAACCGCCUGUCAACGAGCCCUGCGUCAUCGUUCUUGGCGUCAUAUUUUCGAUCAUCCAAAGGACACACCUCUACCUUGCGCAUGCGCCCUGCGCCCCUGAGAAGCGACAUAUCGAACUGCCCGAGAACUUCAAACCAGCCCGAGUCCAAGAGGCAGCCCCUCUCACCAAGUCCCCAAAAUGUCCGCGACGCCAAGCGCUAGCGGCGCGCCCUCGCCCCUACCCAUACCAACCGUCGAGAAACUCAGCGCCGCCGACCAGUUCCGAUCCGCAGUUUCUCAGCCUACCGUGGCUGCCUUUUGCGCCGGCGGUGUCGCCGGUGCCGUCUCCCGAACAGUAGUCUCACCUCUGGAGCGCCUAAAAAUCCUCUACCAGGUCCAAAGCAGCGGUCGCGAAGCGUACAAGCUUAGUGUGGGCAAGGCGUUGGCCAAGAUGUGGAGGGAGGAGGGCUGGAGGGGCUUCAUGGCCGGUAACGGCACCAAUUGUAUCCGUAUCGUGCCAUACUCGGCGGUACAGUUCGGAAGCUACAAUUUCUACAAGAGAAACAUCUUUGAGAGGCAUCCGGGCGACUCCCUCACGCCCUUGUCGAGGCUGACUUGUGGUGGCCUCGCCGGCAUCACCUCAGUGACCUUCACCUACCCUCUCGACAUCGUUCGCACGAGGUUGUCGAUCCAGACCGCGUCGUUCGCCGAGCUUGGCGAGAGGCCACGCAAAAUGCCCGGCAUGUGGGAAACUUUGGUCAAGAUGUACAGGACCGAGGGCGGAUUUCCGGCUCUCUACAGAGGCAUAGUUCCCACUGUCGCUGGUGUUGCUCCUUACGUCGGUCUCAAUUUCAUGGUUUACGAGCAUGUCCGCCAAUACCUAACCUUGGACGGCGAGCAAAACCCUAGUGCCGUCAGGAAGCUGCUCGCUGGUGCGAUUUCCGGUGCGGUGGCCCAGACCUGCACCUAUCCCUUCGAUGUUUUGCGCCGUCGUUUCCAAAUAAACACCAUGUCUGGUAUGGGCUACCAGUACAAGGGCAUAUUCGAUGCCGUGCGCGUCAUCGUCACCGAAGAAGGAAUCCGCGGCUUGUACAAGGGAAUAGUACCCAACUUGCUCAAGGUCGCGCCUAGCAUGGCGUCGAGCUGGCUCAGUUACGAGGUCUGCCGUGAUUUCCUUGUGGGACUGAAGCCUGAGGAGACCAAGCUCUUACAAUAGACGCCACGAGCUUGGAUCCAUACCACGAAUCCAACGAACAUCGACACCACCAAGGGCCCGCUGCCGAAAGCAAACAAAAACAGACAAUAGAAGUCAGUAAUAGAGGGGCAAUGAUAGAGCCCUUGCAUUUCAUACGCGUCGACUUCUUCCUCCAUACGUAACCGGUGACAGUCCGUUUUACCAACUCAUACUACGAUUUAAUCAACCGACGCUCUAUAUGGACAUCACAGUAUAAGUCAGCCUGUGAGUUCAUUGGUGGGAAUGGUGUUGAAGUAGCUUGAAGCACUCCUAUAUCAAGUGAUGACAGCGUUCUUAUCAAAUAACCGGAAAUAGCUUCAAUCGGGCAAGUGUCUGUCAAGAGCAGUCUAAUGAAACGGUGUGUUGGAUUGUGUUUCUGUUUUAUUUUUCUUCUUUUGCUUGAAUGCAAGCUCGUUCUUAUUGCAUCGAACGCCAUGUUGCCUGUUGAACAACAAUAAAUUGGCAAAAGCACAGCGAAAAUCCACAGGCAUGUUUCAUACUGAAAAAGGGAGAGUCAGUAAGUAGCUAGAGCGGAGCAUCUUUGCAACAACAUGGAAAAAAAUCGACGAUAGAGAAAAGCCACAAGUGCAGAUUCGCUACGUAUGGCAAAGGUAGAUAGAAAGAUAUACGAGUGUAGUGUACCG